Molecule: messenger RNA, 1961 nt
Organism: Haliotis rufescens (red abalone)
Lineage: Eukaryota; Metazoa; Mollusca; Gastropoda; Lepetellida; Haliotidae
Exons: 5
Coding region: 111-947 (278 amino acids)
Source: RefSeq, a predicted model, not a curated record
UUUUAAAAAACGUUCGCCUCCCGCCGAGAGCAUGAAUAUUCAUCGGGAUAAAAAUAGCCCCAUGUGACAGACGACAACAUUGCGAUCGAAGCUGUCCUUCAACAAAGAUCAUGUCAGCGGUUGGUGUUGGAGACGACGAUGAUUUGGGGGAGUCGGACUUCGAGUCGGACAUAUCAGUCGAUUCUCUCGAUUCCGACUCCGAGUCCGACUCCCAGGAAGAGAUAAGCGAUCAUGAGACUGAAGAAGAGGCAGGGGCCAAACCAAUGGUCCGUGGCCCCUGGCUGCCCGUGCUGGACACGGACAGCUUUGACCUCGGCAACAGCAUUGACUUUGCCGAGGAGUGCGGCCCUGUCAACCCUCCAGAUUACCAUGCCCCUCCUAUAAGCUAUUUCGACCAGCAACUCAGAGGAGGGGAUGGAGGUGUUGAUUUGUUCGACCUGCUGGUCAGGGAGACAAACAGGUAUGCUGAGCAGUACCUGCAGGGCCGCACUCUAUCACCGCAGAGCAGGGCUCGGGCGUGGAGACCCGUUGACCGGGAAGAAAUGCGGGCAUUUCUUGGACUCUUGUUGGCCAUGGGUGUCGUCAGGAAGCCAACCAUCGCUUCCUACUGGAAUGAGGGGGACAAGAACUGGCUGGCAUCAACACCUUCCUUCGGGGGGAUCAUGCCGAGGAAUCGCUUCCAAGUCAUCAUGCGGUUCCUCCACUGCAACGACAACUCUGUUGCAGUGCCCCGAGGGCAGCCAGAUCAUGACCCCCUCCACAAGAUCAGGCCGGUUCUUGAUCUUGUGAAUGGAUCAAACUCUCAUGUGAGAAGACAGGGUCCACUGCUGGCAGUGCUCUUUUCAGACAGGAAGGUCUUCACAAUCCUUUCUACCAUGGGUAGUCCAAGAAUGGAGGAUGGGCUUAACUCACGGGGCCGGUCUGUCACUCUCCCCUCAGUCGUUUGACUGUACAACACCCUAAUGGGGGGAGUUGACCUUGGGGAUCAACUCAUUGGUGUCUAUGAUCCCCAAGUCCGCUCCGUGAAGCUGUGGAAGAAAGUUUUAAUCAACUUUCUUCUCACAGCAUCAGUUAAUGCCUAUCAGACAUUCUUGAACACCCAUGGUAGAACGACCUCCCGUCUGGACUUCCACAUGUCCCUUCUCCACUCACUCGUCGGGAACACUCAGGUGAAGAGGAGGACUGGCAGGCCCAGGACCCAGCCUCCUUCCCGACGACUGACUGGACGUCACUUCAUAGAAGUGCUGCCUGAAGGGAAGAGGAAACAGUGUGUUCUCUGCAGAAAGAGACAGAGGGCCAUCGAUGGCUCUGCAGGAAAGGUCAGGACCUGGUGUCCUGACUGCCACAUUGGCCUCUGUGCACGCUGUUUCCGUCAGUAUCACACAGCUGAUCACAUUGAAGAGUGAAAGGCUGUGUGUACUGGCAUAUGAUGGAACAUGACUCAUGUUCCAUCAUAUCAACCCUUCAAGCAGUUUCCCCAUCUGUGUGCUUCAUUGUAAAUAACUAGUGAGUGAGUAGGACUUCCCACUGCAUCUGCAAUAUUCCAGCAACAUUGCAGCGAAUCUUUGUAAAUACAUGAUAAAUAUAUUGUAUAUAUGUACUUAUUGUAAAUAUUUCAUAUGUGUGUAUAUAUAUUAAAGGAUGUUUUUGUGAAAGAGUAUGACCUAACGCCGUAUUUGCAAUAUAACAGCAACAUCAUGGCGAUUUUAUUGUAAAUAGAUCAUUGUCUAUUGUAUAUGAUUAUGUACUUAUUGUAAAGAAGUGAGUUUGUUUUAUGCCUCUUUUAGCAAUAUUCCCGCAAAAAUAUGGCAGUUUAAGGUACUUAUGUUCAUAUUAUGUUCUCUAUUUAUUGUACAUGUAAUUAUUGUGUGUAUGUAAGGAUCUGUUUAUGAGUAGGACUUCCCACUGCAUCUGCAAUAUUCCAGCAACAUUGCAGCGAAUCUUUGUAAAUAGAUGAUAAA